GGGGGCGACGGCGACCCGGCCCGUUCUCUCUCGUUCUCGCUCCCUGGCUCGCGCCACGACCCGACGCGUCAACGACACCCCUUGACCCUGUUGGUCCCGACCUGAUUAGCAUCGGCGAUUCAGGCUUUCCAAGCACGCUCGCGUUUGAGGAAGCCGCGGCGGCACUGUCAUCGCCGUGACUUGGCACGUCUCAAGCAUCCUCGCGUAGUGAUUGCGCUGCCUUUGACCCGGGAUGCUUUCAGCGCUGUCUGCUGUCCACUCUCCCUCCCCAACAGUAUGGCUCCCAACGAGGAUGAGUUUUCACGCCUCUUGAGCCUGUUGGCUCAGAACCAUGGCACCUCCUUUGCCAGCGUGGGCACGGCUUUUCAGACUGAGUUUCCCGAGCGACGUCGCUUCACCGUAGCGUCUGGAUUGGCGGUUCUGCUUGAGCAUCCCGACCUGUUACCCUCGGUGCACGACCGUCUCAACGCCAUAUUCAUCCUAUAUUGGGGCUACCACAAGGAACCCCUCACUAGCAAUCCGUUCCUCGUCGUCUUUGAUCGCAUUCUCAAGGUGCCGGCCCACGAUGAAGCUCUCCACACCAGCUUCAAGCCCUUUUCGCUCACACCCUGCGAGAAGGACUUUGUGGCCCAACUCUACAAUGGCAACGGCUCGCAGCUUCUUAAAAGCUCGGCCAAUCAUUUUGUAACAGAGUUCUCCGCCAUGCCUCAACCCGCCAGCAGCCUACCCGAUGCCUCCCAGCUCAUGGCCAGCCAAAACGCACACCAUCCCCAGAUCCCCUACGUCAGCUGUAUCCUGCCCUAUCCGGACCGCAGCGUUCCAGAAGCUGAUGUGGCUCAGACUACCGAAUCCGCCAAGCAGCUCAUGCUUGAAGCUGGUAACCUCCUCGCACAAGGCAACGGGCCCGACCUUCAACCCCGAUUCGUUCGCAUGCCACCACCUACCCUGCCCCUCGGGGAUUUCGAGGCCGCGUGGCUGGUGCCCCGCGAAGCCAGCCAUGAACUUCGAUGGGACGUUUCCAUUGGACGAGAGUCCUCAGCCGGCUCCGAGGUGCGCACCAUGCUGAGACUUGCGUGUCAGCAGGCCCUCACAAGUGAACAACACGAGAGUUUUACAGAUCAACUCAAGGCCGACCCCCACCUGGUAUUUCACAUUGGACUGACUCCACAAAAGCUGCCGGACCUGGUUGCCCACAACCCGCUCAUUGCCAUCGAGGUGCUUCUCCAACUCAUGCCAUCUAGCCAGAUUACAGAAUACUUUUCCGUUUUGGUCAACAUGGAAAUGUCCCUCCACUCCAUGGAGGUCGUCAAUCGCCUUACCACGUCGGUAGACUUGCCCACCGAGUUUAUCCACCUGUACAUUUCCAACUGCAUUUCCACCUGCGAAAACAUUGCGGACAAGUACAUGCGAAAUCGCCUCGUGCGAUUGGUAUGCGUGUUCCUCCAGUCUCUGAUUCGCAACAAGAUCAUCAACGUCAAGGACCUGUAUAUUGAGGUGCAAGCCUUUUGCAUCGAAUUUAGCCGCAUUAAGGAGGCCGCCGGACUCUUUCGCCUCUUGCGGGCGUUGGAAGAGAGCGAAGGCCGAGAUGCCUCGGCCAGUCAAAAUAGCACCGCAACCUCCUGAGAGUCGCGUGUGCCUGCCUCCCACCAUAUCGUCGUAACGUGGGAUCACGCGAACAAAUAGGCACGAGCGCCACAUUCGCUGGCAGAUAAUCGAUAAUGAUGAUGG
Messenger RNA from Monosiga brevicollis MX1, 1728 nucleotides. RefSeq lists its product as uncharacterized. Lineage: Eukaryota; Choanoflagellata; Craspedida; Salpingoecidae. Gene Ontology annotation, cellular component: CCR4-NOT complex. The record is from RefSeq and is a predicted model, not a curated record. The transcript is spliced from 11 exons. Bases 277 to 1623 code for a protein of 448 amino acids. Gene Ontology annotation, biological process: mRNA catabolic process; negative regulation of translation.